AUGCCUUCUCACAGCACUCGAGCAGUUGUCCAUCAUGAGCUGCCCGAAACUGGAUUUUCUGCCAGACGGUUUCCAAAAUCUUUCUGCACUUCGAAGCUUGAACAUUUUUUGCCAGAUUGGUUUGAGAAUUUUUCUUCUCUUAGAUCAUUGGCAAUUUCUAACUGUGAACGUUUGAUAUCCUUACCAGAAGGACUACAACGACUCAGUACUCUUCAGCAUCUAUCAAUUCAAGAUUGUCCUCAUCUCGAAAGACUCUGCAAGAAGAAAAGAGGAUCAAACUGGUUGUAUUGUGGGAAGAAGCAGUCGUUGCCAAUGUCCUCAACUGGUAUGGUUCCUCCAUCUGAUAGUAUUAACCCUUCUGCAUAA
Molecule: messenger RNA, 366 nt
Organism: Ilex paraguariensis (yerba mate)
Lineage: Eukaryota; Viridiplantae; Streptophyta; Magnoliopsida; Aquifoliales; Aquifoliaceae
Source: the annotation of a GenBank genome assembly